Messenger RNA from Esox lucius (northern pike), 7442 nucleotides. RefSeq names its product G protein-coupled receptor 12 (gene gpr12). The record is from RefSeq and is a predicted model, not a curated record. The transcript has 2 exons. Gene Ontology annotation, biological process: G protein-coupled receptor signaling pathway. Gene Ontology annotation, molecular function: G protein-coupled receptor activity. Bases 1141 to 2160 code for a protein of 339 amino acids. Gene Ontology annotation, cellular component: membrane. Lineage: Eukaryota; Metazoa; Chordata; Actinopteri; Esociformes; Esocidae.
GUGUGUGUGUGUGUGUGUGUGCGUUUUGCUCGGGUAGACUCGUUUCUCCGCCGGGGGUCAGCUGAUGACUCAUCCGUACUCAACACUGCCGCGCAGUGGUUCUACCUGGUCACUACCAGGUCACACUGCAACAGUAAUAACGGCAGUGUAGUAUGAAUUCACACCGCCAGUCAAAAUGCUUCGGACGUAAGCUGCCCAGCGGACCCACUGGAAAGUUCCCGGUUCUUAUAUCAGAUGUGAUGGAAACAAGACGCCUAAAGAGACGGGUGAAGACAGACUUCACUGCUUAUCUUAGUGAAAUAUUCAUCGGGCGAUUCUCUUAACAAAUUAAUUAUUUUCUGUUAAUCGAUAAUUGGAAGUGAAAGCAGAGGGAGCGGGAAGGAUUCAGUCGGACAGCAGAUGAUGGAGGAAGGGAUGAGAAACAGUGGUGUAGGUGGCUGACACAGAUCGUGGUUAAAAUAGACAGGCCAAGAAUAGCAAUCCACGGGAGGAAACAAAUCACGGCAUCAAAAUGACAUGCCAUGAUUUUAGAACUAAAGGAAGGAAAAAAAAUAACACACUUCAAAUAGGCCACGUUUAAUCUGUCUCAGAACAUCUGAAGGUGAGGUCACCCACACCUGUAUUAUUGCACGAGUCUGGAAACAAAUAAGGCAUCCCUCAAAGAGAGACAGACAGACAUGCGUGCAUGCGCGCACAUACACACACGCACACAGACAGACAUGAUACACACAGAUGAGCACAACACUACUCUCCAUCAUUGUCCCUGUGCAGUGUGUGCAGACAGGCCCCGUAGGUCUUCAUGGUUUUGAGCUGUUUUUGCCACGUCCUCCGGUAAGUAAUAGGAAGUAUUAACAGACCGAACCGUCUUUGAGUUUGGCCUCUUUUUGUGAAUCGGAGCAGCGCUUCCCCUCCUCCCCGCACCCGCCCGCCGCUCUCUGCACAGCCGCAGUCCACAGCGAAGCUCCUGCGGAGCCGCUGCUUGCCUGCUCUGAAUCAGUGAAGACCCAUCCUCCGGUGCUGUAUUUUCAUCGGAUUUAGGCACCGCACCUGCCGCCAUCGUUAUCAAAAUCAUGGAAAUACAGCAAGGACGCACUUUAAUCUAGACGGUUGCAGAACCUCGUAAUUAAGACAGGGGCCACAAUGAGCGACCACUACGAAGCGUCAGUCAUUCCCAGCUGGCUGACCCCCGACCCGACCGCGUGGUCCGGCAGUGACAGGGGUUUCGCCGACAACGCCACCUACCCUCCCCUGGACUCCCUCCCCUCUCUCCCCCCACUGCUGGUCAACCCCUGGGACGUGGUGCUGUGCUCUUCGGGCACCCUCAUUGCGUGUGAGAACGCCCUGGUGGUGCUGGUGAUCUGGCAGAACCCGGCCCUGCGAGCCCCCAUGUUCCUGCUGAUCGGCAGCCUGGCCCUGGCGGAUCUGCUGGCCGGCCUGGGCCUGGUGCUCCACUUCACCUUCGCCUACCUGCUGAGAUCCGACGCGGCCCAGCUGCUGACCGUGGGUCUGGUGGUGGCCUCCUUCUCGGCCUCCGUCUUCAGCCUGCUGGCCAUCACCAUAGACCGCUACCUGUCGCUCUACUACGCCCUGACAUACAACUCGGAGCGCACGGCCGCCUUCACCUACACCAUGCUGGUGCUCCUCUGGGCCCUGUCCCUCUGCCUGGGGAUCUUGCCCGUCACCGGCGUCAACUGCCUGGCCGAGGAGUCCACCUGCAGUGUGGUGCGCCCGCUGACUAGGAACAACGUGGCGGUGCUGUCCGUGUCCUUCCUGCUGCUGUUCGGACUCAUGCUCCAGCUGUACGUGCAGAUCUGCAAGAUCGUCAUGCGCCACGCCCACCAGAUUGCCCUGCAGCACCACUUCCUGUCCGCCUCGCCGCACUAUGUCACCACCAGGAAGGGCGUGUCCACGCUCGCCAUCAUCCUGGGGACGUUCGCCGCCUGCUGGAUGCCCUUCACGGUCUACUCCCUGGUGGCGGACUACACCUACCCACCACUGUACACCUACGCCACCCUGGUGCCCGCCACCUACAACUCCGUCAUCAACCCGGUGAUCUACGCCUUCAGGAACCAGGAGAUCCAGAAGGCCCUGUGGCUGGUGUGUUGCGGCUGUGUACCAGCCAGCGUGGCCCACCGGGCACGGACCCCCAGCGACGUCUGACCCCCCCCCCCGGGCCCCAGGCCCCCUGCCGGGAAGGAAGGAGAGGCGCCCCGGGCAGAAGGAGGCGGACGGGCGGUCAGUCAGGUUGUCUGGGCUCAGGCUGGGUCUGCCCUGCGUCUGCGUGGCUGGACUGCAUCCAGAGGGGAGCGUAGGCAGCGGCAGAAGGGGGAGCAAACUGGCUGAUGGCGGGUGCUUAUAUUUGUCUGGUUUUACACACCCGAAGGGAUGAGUAGCCGCGCACAAUAUCUAUCCCAGAGCCGAGAGUUCGGUGUGGCUAGGUGCCCCGACUGCUCGGAGAGCCCUUGAUGUUAGCCUGGGAUGGAUGGAAAUGCUUGGUGACCUAGUGGUGUAGGAGGAUUAGUUGUUUGUGAGGGCAAGGAGUGAAACACUGAAGUAAUCCGUACUGUCCGACCCUUUCUACCUUUUAAUGUCUUCCGCGAUUAAAACAGAACAACAUCCCAGCAUUGGACCUCUCCCACCACAGGUGUGUACCAUCUUCCUAAACACACAGGCUUAACACAACGUCUGGUCCACGUGCCACGCCCUUUUCCGCAGAUGCCUGGAAAAGGACGGUCGCGAGGCGCGGCAGCAGAAGCAGCAGCUGUAGGAUGUGAUCGUUUAGCCGCUUUUAAUUACGUGAGCUUUUUUUGCUCCAUAAAGGGACUGCAGAGAUUAUUAUGAACUAUUUAACCUUGCGUCACCGUACACACGUUAGAUUAAGAGCUAAUGUGUUUGUGUGAGUAAAAAUAAUUUAGUGUAGGCUAUGUAUAUCAUGGACAGGGCGAGAGAGAGAGAAGUGGAACGGAAGUUAUGAGGGAGGCAGCGAUGAUCAGGAUGCAGGCUUUUCCUACAACGAAGCCCGGCUAAAACACUGAACGUGCGUCGAAAGCCAAAUACCCGCGGGAUGCUAAAAAUAGCCCGGGCGCACUGUGAUCCGCGCGCCCUGCUGCGUCCUCCACAGACACAUAUGAUAGAAACCAGGCCGAAGAGGUGGCGAGCGGGCGCCAGUCUUUUAUUUUCUCCGUCAUCUAUCUUUCUUUAUCUCUCACCAUCUCUCCCCAUUUUGGUUUUAAAUGUCCACACUCUCUGUUCUCUAUGCUGAGAGUGAGAGGAGACAAAAGGUCCCCUGAUACCCCUUGCGCGCUCCAUUAACCCUCAAAAUGCUUGCAGAUUAUGGUCAUACUUUGUUUCUCCGGUUCCUUAAAAAUACACCGGCCUAUUCAAACCUAAAAUAUUUGGUAAUUUAUGCACGUUGUGUAGGCUGAACUGCCUGCUCUUAAAUAGGCUAGAGUAAUGGGAAACGCCUCUGCUGGCAUAUCGACUGUCUGAAAGCUGUCUCUUGCCUGUUACUUUAUUUAUCAAAACGCUUGGUCCUCAACCUUGAACCUGCAUGUUGCAUAGGGAUUUAAAGGGGCGAUCUGCAGGUGCUACACCUUUAAAGUAAUAAUAUAUUAUAAUGUUUGGAUACUUUUAUUGACCACACACACCUAGUACAUUGUCUGUUAAAAACAAAAUAAAAACAGUUGAAAAAUAUUAGCAAGAAUAAAACUAAUGGUAUUAUCAUGCAGCAUAUAUCAAAGGCUAGGGUCUAUAUGUGUAGGGUAGAAUGUUUGCCAAUUCACUGAGCCAUAGUUUAGUCUUUUUCCAAAAUAUAAAAAUAUGCUUUGUAGAUGAUGUGAGACAAAAACAUUUGUUGUUGUCAUCUGUUCUGGCCUGAAACUCCCAGGAUAAUCAACAGCCACCUGGGUCAAACAUAAUCUCAAGAGAUGAGGAUUUCAAGAAUUCCAAAAGAAAGGCAGUGCAGGUUAGUGCACAGGGCCGGGCAGUGGAGCAGUGACCUCUACCUGACUUGCUUCACGUAUAGCAGAUGUAUCUGGGAACAUCCUGUCAAUUGGUUUUGGAAUAGUUUUGUUUGUACAAAAUCUUGUCUUGCACAAGACAAUUGGUAGUCUCUCAUGUCAGAUGGCUUGUGGUGUUAUCUCCCCAAAGUUUGGCUCCAAGAGGCUAGAUAGUGGCUGGUUUUGAUUUAACAUGUAUGAAUGCAUUCAGCUUUAAAGGUUUCAGUCCGUAGCUCUGCCUCUCUUCUUGCUCUGAUGGCAUCUGUUGGGGCUGGAUUGACAGAUUAACAUGCAUCAUGCAAAUGAGCUAUACAUUUGUAUGAAGUGGAGUUCUUCCUUCAGGGAAGGGCUGACAUUUUGAAAAAAGGAAGAUGUUUUUAACACUAUCUAAUUUGGUUCGAUGGGCGAAAGAAGAGUUGCUUGCUAUUAAGUGACAGAAUUAUUUAGGUCCAAGUUCCAAAAGACCUGUAUUUUGCUUUCAUAAGGGGAGUGUGCUAUUUAUAACAGGAUUAUAAUCAUGAACUGAUUUCUCCAGACUGUAUGAUCCAAGCACCAAUAGAAAAGGAGUCAAAAUCCUCAUGUUUCAUCAUAGUUUUUGGUUCUUGUCAAAAAUAACCUACAGAUGGCUCAUGGGCUUAGUUCAACUCUAGUACCCUAUCAGAAUCCAAGCUACAAGUUUUUGUUGGUAAACUAUAUAAACAAACACUUUAUAGCCUCAAAACACGGUUAUAACUUUAAAUGUUGUAAUGGUUGGUCCUAGUAUCCAUAGCUCUGUCCUGAAAUUUGAGAGUUGUUACAUUUCUGUAUCAGGGCGCCCAACCCUGUUCCUGGAGAUUGACUGCCCUGUAAGUUUUCUCCAACUCUAAUUUAGCACACCUGAUUCUAAUAACUGGAUAAAAAGCUAAAUCAGGUUAGUCACAAAUGGGGUUGAAGAGAGAACCUACAGUAGAUCUCCAGGAACAGGUUUGGGCAGCCCUGGUGUAAACUUUGGUUUGUGUGAACGGCAGAUUACCCCUUUAACGUGUAGGCUAAACUGUCGCUAGAACUUCUCAGCCCACUCCAUCAUAAUAAAAAGUCACACCUCUGAUCGUCAUUCCAAAAACUCUGUCCCUUUGAUUAAUUCCCAAUAAUCCAUUACCCUAAAUGUAUGUUUAUUUAUAAUACGGUUUUCCUUUCUCAUGAGAAGGAUCGUUAGCGGUCCACUUAUAGUAGUCCUGUAACGUUUUCUCUAACUUGUAGCCGAUUGUUGCAAAAACGUUAGCAUGAGCAGCAAUCACUGAUAGACACUGAGCCUAUCAGAAUAACGUGUGAUCAUGGAAAUGUACAUGUAGAAUAUCAACAAGAAUGGUGGUUCAUUCAAACCAGCAAUUCAUUAUUUACAUUAUUUACCCCAUGGUCAAAUUGAUACACAGACUGCUCAUAGUUGACGUAUAACAUCCUACAACCACUUUCACGCGUAGUGGUCUUCCCUGCACCUCAUCUAUGACUGAACCUCUCCGAGACAGACCGCGACGAGUGUUUUUAGAAAAUUCGGAUCACAAUAAACACGAGCCGUUUCAAGUCUAGUUCUUCCAGCUUUUGAUGUCUUCUGACUCCUGGAACCGCUUCCUUACUGUGGCCGUUGAAAAGUCUUUGAGCACCACCACCUGACCACGUUCUGUAGGUCUCAGUCACUGCUUACUCGUCAGCCGCAGAUCCUCAUUACGCCUCGUCACAUCAGCGAGCAGCAAUAACUAAGUGUCAGUUGAUUCAUUGAUCAAUAGCAAUACCCUCUUAGCAAUAACAGCUAGUCCCUCGCAACAUGACCCUGCUCCUCAAUGACUAACCCCUCGUCUAUAAUGCCUAGCAGAGUACAUGUUCGACCCGGCCUGAACGAGGACUCAUCCAAGACUCGGGCUGCAUGUGAUUUUUCCAAAAACAGAUCUGAUGUGGAUGUUUUUUUUUUUUAUGUAAAUGAGACAGGAUACCGACUGCCGCCACCCAGUAUUCUUUCAUUGGUCAUUAAAAUGUCACUGCCUCUUUACAGUCAGAAUCUACUGUAUUCUAAGGCUUUGUUGGUCUUCAUAAUCUGACAAAUGAGACAAACUGGACUUGUGAGGACAUUUCAGUUGUGAACUUGAUAAGUGUUUUGAGUGUCCACGAAUUGGGAUGAUUUUUUUUUUUAUGUAUUGGACAUUUUUUUAAUGAGUUGCAUGGCCUUUGUGUGUCUGCACAAUGUGUGUGUGUGUGAUAACCAGUCCAGAUCUGCUGAAUAUCUACAGGUCUGGGGAUUUACUUCCUGUGUGACACUUUGACCUCAGGAGAAAUGACCUCGGCAGUCUUCCCAUCAUUCUGAGAGAAAUGGUCUCAUUACUUAAAUCCAGCGUUGUGGCACAGAGGACAGUUGCUGAUGUGUUGAAAUAAACAGCGGAAGUGUGCAGUGACCGACCGAGCAGGUGUGAGGGUAAUAAGCCUGUCACGUGACUGACAGAAAAGUAGCCUGUAUCACAGAUACGGAUAUCAGAGGGUCUCUGAUGGCUUCUGCGCAAGAAAACAAGACUAAUCUAUUUUAUAUUUAUUGAAAGUUUAUAUUAUCAUUAUUUUUUUGUUCAGUGUUGUCAGACCUGAAUUCUGAGACGUCUAAAAUGUUUUGUAUUUUUAACGCGCUGUAGAGCCUUUCCUGAAUGUAUCGGUAUCUACGGAAACUAUUGUUCAUUGGAUAUGGCGUCCGGUUGACCAAUUUUGUAAAUAGAGCAUGCAUACCGCUACCGGGGCGUUAAUGACUUCACCUAUGGUGCUACCUGCUCCAGGGUCCAAGGGGGACUCGGGUGUGCCGUUUUUGAAUGACAUCAAAUCCUACUGUUACCAUACAGACAGCUUACAUUUCGAUCCCCUUUUCCCAGUCCCUUUCCACCGGCUCGGAUCAGUUAUGUCUGAAUAGGUGAGAGCGGUAUAUUUUACUUUUUGGGAGGUUCAGGUUGCUAGAGGAUUGAUUACACCUCUCUGAACCUUGAGGAUGUGCAGGACCGUCGAGCUACAGGCUGGGGACAGACACGAAACCUGGCCCAUCUUGUUUUGUGAAUGUUCUCUCAUACGGUAAUGUCGGUCUUUUUAAGGUUAGCUUUUGUAGUUGGGUCAUAGGUGAAAACAAGGGCUUUAUAUUCAACAGUAGUCAAAGGAAGCACGGUUAUGUGAGGAUUUGUUACUGAUCGGUUAGAAUUACGUACUCGCCUGAUGUUAAACUGUUGUGAUGUUUCAAGCAUUCUGGGGAGGGGGAUUGUUAUUCAUGCUACCCUAGUCCAUCGCUAGCUGUAAGCAUUUUAACAUCUCUGGGUUUUAUAAAGUGGGUGGCCAACAGAGGUUACAGUGAUGGCAUCUUGAGAACACCUAUGUUUUUAAUGUAAAAUGCACUUUAUUUUGGAGGGAGGAAAAUGGCACGAGAAAUUAAAGGGCAAUUCCACCACU